AUGAACGAGGACUCUUUUCCCCGGGCUGAUAUGACGGAGCUGUCUCUCUCUCUCUUUUCCCCCUCUCUCACCCUUUCUUUCUCCCUCUUUGUUUGUUUGUUUCUUUCUUUCUUAUCUAUUUUAAUAGCUUUCUUUUUCUUUCUUGAUUCGACCAAGUCGUUAUCUAUUGUUCUACAUAUCUAUCUCAAUCUCGCGUUGUUCAUCUAUCUAUCUAUCUAUCUAUCUAUCUAUCUAUCUAUCUAUCUAUCUAUCUAUCUAUCUCUCUCUCUCUCUCUCUCUAUAUAUAUAUAUAUAUAUAUAUAUAUAUAUAUAUAUAUAUAUAUAUAUAGUGUUUUUGAAUAUAUAUUUCAUUUGUCUAUCUAUCUAUGCCAUUCUGUUCAUACCUAUGUGCUUAUCUCUUUUCAUCAUAUUCAUGCCGGUCUCCAGCUGUUCGUAUUUAUUUUCCGUUUCGUUAUCCAUUUAUCUAUUAUUAGUCUGAUGUAUCUAUCUAUCUAUCUAUCUAUCUAUCUAUCUAUCUAUCUAUCUAUCUAUCUCUUUUGUUUUUAUUUUAUUUUCAGCGUCUUCUUUUUUCAUUUUUCUCUUCAUUGCUUCUAUUUUUAUUCACUUUUCCUCAUUACAUUCCAAACUCUCUCUCUCUUUCAUUUAUUAAUCCUCUCCUUUCUGUCCAUUCCUGUCUGCGCCACGCCAGUAAAGUGUGAAGAUAAAAACACACACACAUAUCUAUCUAUCUAUCUAUCUAUCUAUCUAUCUAUCUAUCUAUCUAUCUAUCUAAAUACGUCAGUAUUCUAA
This is a messenger RNA of Acanthosepion pharaonis, 789 nucleotides long. The record is from the annotation of a GenBank genome assembly. NCBI's taxonomy places the organism in Eukaryota, Metazoa, Mollusca, Cephalopoda, Sepiida, Sepiidae.